This is a messenger RNA of Salvelinus fontinalis (brook trout), 7079 nucleotides long. It is a transcript of the gene evc, whose product is annotated as evC complex member EVC. The record is from RefSeq and is a predicted model, not a curated record. The coding region runs from base 248 to 3118 and encodes 956 amino acids. Gene Ontology annotation, biological process: smoothened signaling pathway. The transcript has 21 exons. Lineage: Eukaryota; Metazoa; Chordata; Actinopteri; Salmoniformes; Salmonidae.
CUGUGAAACAUCGAAUCUGACUUCUACAAAAAAAUUGUUUUGUUAGUUACGGUGUCAUACCUCAAGUUAUUACUUUUCCACCAUACAUUUUUUUAAAGUAACUUUUACGGUUGUUUUCUGCAGAUUAAUGGUUUGCGGUCUUUGUCCAUGACCAGUUUUAGUUGUUGUCCUGUUUCUUUCUUUCAGGCGUAGAAGAAAUGCGCAUUUUUCGUCUAUUUUCUUCCUUUGCACCCGGGAAUUUUCCAAAAUGAGCGACCACGAUACGAUUAGGCAUCCUGAUUGCUCAAAUGAUGUCUUGGUUCACUUUGCAGAAUCUCUGCACAUAUUUACAGGAUUAUUGACAGUGGCCACUGUAUGUGGUUUUUUUUCUGGAAUCAUAGCUGCAGCCGUUCUGUAUGUGUUUUGCCUGAAGCCUAUGCUUCUAACUCGACAAGGCUAUGAUGCCAAAAGACUGUUUGAGGGAGACGACCAGGAUAGGGAGAACAACCACAGUGACUGUGUCAGUAACAGCAAGAAGGGUGUCCAAAGUGCCACUACCAUUGAAAAAGAAAAGAAGCAGCCACCCGUGAACAGCGAUGUGGCUGCUUUUGCAUCACGGGCAAAGGUGGUGUACCCCAUCAACCAGAAAUACAGACCCUUAGCGGAUGGAGCCUCCAACCCCUCACUGCACGAGCACUCCAAGCUGCCUGUCCUCCCCAAUGGAGAGUCCUCGUCGGGCUGUAGCGGGGAUUCACUGAGCCAGGACCAGGACAACGACGACAGCAGCCAGUUCAUCUCCUCCUCACUGGUCCCGAAGAGUCUGCAGAACGAGAGCUUCACCAGGGUGGCCCUCUACCCCCACACGCUCUCUCAAACAGGUUUUGAGGGCAGGAUCAGCCUGUAUUGUCUGGCUCUGCAGGAUGUGCAGAUACACUGUUCACAGGUCCUGGAAGAGAAAUGUGUGCUCUUUCUCCAAAUUCUCAGAAUUAUACUCAGCGGUCGUUUUCCCAAGGAUAAAAAGGAUUCAGCUUUUUUCACCAAUGUACUUCUCCUGCAAGAAAAGGAACUGGGUUUAUUAAAGAAAGAACUGUCAGCCAGCCUGUUUUCCUGUGAGAGAAACAAAGAUCUAAGUUCAGAUCCUUGUACCCUGGAGGAGAUUGAAAGAACUCAGAAAGAUCUACUGGAGCACGCGCUUCAAAUGACCAAGGGCUUUAGCAAGCAGGUGGAGGCCUUCUGCCAAAGCAUCCUGGGCAGGUCCAGUGUUCUCCCCAGAGAUGAGGCCCAGGAUGUCAUCCACACCCUUAUCCAAUGUCUCCUAUUGGUGGAAAACCAGCUAACUGAGACUCAGGCGGCAGACAUGAAGAGGACCCAGGAGAAGCUGCUGUGGUGGGAGGAGCUGAGGGGUGUGCUGCAGGCCAAGCCGGCCCUGCUACGGCAGGAGGUGUCCCUCAGACAGGACCUGGUGGCCCGAGGCCUGGAGCAGCUGACCAGUGACGGCCACCUGACCUUCGCCACCAUGGAGAAGACCCUGGCCGAGCUGCAGACUGCCCUGGCCGAGGGGCUGCAGCACUGCAGCGAAGAAUGCAGGAUAAAGACCAAGGAGAUUGUGUAUGAAAAGUGCAAGAAGAUCGACUCCAAGAAAAAUAAACUCCUGAGGACUCACGCAAAGGAGAGAAGCCGUGUCCUGGAUUCUGCACAGACGCACAGCGACCUACAGGAAUUUGUGAAGGUGUAUCAGGAGCUGCUUCUGAAGCAGAGGAAGCAGAGCAGUGACUUGGAGCUGCAGCAGGAUGGGAGAGUGGCAGAGGCAGUGUGUGAUCUUUGGAGGAGGCAUCAUGCCACCUGGUCCAAGAAGCUUGGAGAGCUGGCCAAAGACAUCUUCCUAUCUGCUCUCCAUGCUCAGCCCCAGUUGUCCACAAACCAAGGCCAGAGGCUAUGGCUGGAUCUAGAUGGUGACCUGGUUGCACUGCUGCAGCAGGCAGAGUCCAAUACCAAACGGCAACUGGAGGGUGUACAUGCUCAAUUGGAGCAAGAUGGACAGGUAUGGUGUGAGGAAGCAGCCCUGGUGCUGGCCUGCCUCAGACACCUAGGUGAACAGCAGCUGAAGAUCCUUAGAGGCAUGGUGGUCAGACAGAGCUACGUGCUUAACAGCCAUGUGGGGAUGUUGAUUGAGAAGAAACAGCACCUCCUGCUGGUGGCGGUGCAGAGGCACUUUGUGGCCAGACACUUCUGUCUGAGGGUCUUGAAGGAGAUGAGGUUGUCCAAGCUCAAGGUGCUGUCUCAGAGUGACUUCAGGGCCCUGCUGGCUCUAGAGGACCACACCCAGACCACAGUCAGACCAACGCUCCCCAAAGCCCGGCAUCAGGAAUCCAGUGCCAGUGUUGCCGAGAGGCACCUGGGCCUGGAGACACUGCUGAUUGGCCACAGCUUCCAGCAGGAGUUCCUGUCGGAGCUAGAGACGGGAGCGGAGCUCCUGCAGGCCAACGCCCAGCAGCUGGUGGGCCACGCCCUCAGCCAGAGCCUCUGGCAGCAGAUGGACCAGGCCCCUCCCACUAGGCCCCAGCCUGACAACGGCAGGAAGAGCCAGUUGACGGAGGUAGCGUCAGAGAGUGUCUACGUGACCCGGGAUUCCCUCAGUGCUAUGGUCACCAGCUACUACUCUCAGAUCCAGGACAUCACCAAGGGCCUUCAGCAGCAACACCCUAACAAGGCCAGAGAGGAGUGUGAACGACGAGAGAGCAGCUCUCAGAUGAACAAGGCCAUGCUAAAGGAGCUGGCCAACUGGGGGAGGAAGCCCAUGUCCACCGAGUUUCAUCAGAGGGUUGAACUGCAGAAGAAGAGGAUGUUGGAACAGUAUGACUUGGAGCAGGAGGUUGCAUGUGAAACUCUGAGGAGAAGGAAGUUAGCCCAGGAACAAACCAUGGAGCGAAUCAAAGGACAGUUACAGGAGGCAGAAGAGGCCUUCAUAGCUAAACUAUCUGCCUUAGCUCGGAUCCCAUUACCCGGCAAAGAGCUCAACACUGACGAUGACAUCAUAGGGGAUGAGGGGAGUCCAACAUUGAAUCCAACAUUGUGGAAGAGGCGAGAGAGGCGGGAGCAUGAAACUCUGCUCACCAAUCCAACACUUUUAUUUUCAUGACAGGGAGUGUGCAACUGCGCACUUUAGGAGAAGGGUAGAUGAUUGGAACACAACUAUGUUUAUUACCACCUGCUCUGCAACGCUUGCAGUUAGCCACCGAUUCCUUCCAAACCCCUCAUUGAUGAGGUGAGAUUUCCGACUUGUUGUGUAAUGUUCAUGUGUAAUGAGAAUUUCGUUAUCAAUGUUCAUAAACUUCAAUUAAUCUACUCAGUCUGCAAGCCAGAGUUUGUAAGAUUCUGGUUGAAUGAAACAGACAAGAGUCUGUUUAUUCACCAGAGUACUCUAAAAUCAAAAAUGCAAACCCAGUCUUUAUAACACACACAAACAAGUUCAAAUCUUAAGCUACGCCUUGCUCAGACAGUCGGUGGUUUUCCAUGACACAGAUACAUUGUUUAAUCUGCAACAUGUUUCAUCAUUUUCUGCAAGCCUAACAGUUUCUCUCCUCGACGGGUGGAGACAGAAUGUCCUGUAAGGAACACAGUAUUACAACUUGUCUGUCGAUAGCUCCUCUUAUAAUUUGUUUCCCACGUGCAUCCUGCUUACAUACUAAAGAGGAACAAAAGGUCCUUGUUCUAAUUCUGUCACGCGGGACUAGGUGGGUGCAGGAAUCAGGCGCAGAGAGAGUUCCACGGGGGGUAUAGUGCUCUUUAAUAAGGCACACACAAAAUAUAAGCCCAACAAAUACAGGGCGCGGACAUAUAACGUGACAACCCAAAAACCACAGGGUGUCAAGUGAAAGAAAGAAAAUACACCUCAGCCUACAAUGCACACACGUAACAAAAUAAAGACAAUCCCGCACAAAAAAAGGGCGGGUCUACCUACUAAAUACAGGGACGCUCAUUAACCGAAAACAACAGAAACACAGGUGAAACUAAUAAGAAAAAAACAACCAGACAAAUGAAAAAGGGAUCGGUGGCGGCUAGUAGGACGGUGACGACGACCGCCGAGCACCGCCAGAACAGGCAGGGGAGCGAACUUCGGUGGAAGUCGUGACAAAUUCUGACUAAAACUACACACAUCAUCAGAUUAUAGUUUUAUGAUUCUAAUAAAUUUCAUACAAUUAUAUGGUUUCAGGGUGGAAUAUUUUUUGUCAUUAUCUUAACAUUACCUUAAACAUAUAAAUAUUUUAGUCAUUAUCUUACAAUCCCUUAAACAUAUAAACACAUAUAAACAUAGUCAUUAUCUUACAAUACCUUAAACAUAUAAAUCAUAUGAAUUUCUAUCAUAUCAUCAUGUCAAAUGGCCAAUGAUCACCAAUACAUUUUAUCUAUAAUUUACCUUCAUAUGACAAGGAUUGAAAAGGAUUUGCCAGUUCAUUGUCGACUUGAUUCAUGAUGAUGACCGGUUGUCUAGCUUGCUAGCUACGAUUUUGACCUGAUCAGUCCAAUCAAAGCUACAGUAUAUAUAACGUACGGCCCAAUACAUCACUGGGGCCACGCUUCCUGCCGUCCAGGACCUAAACUCAGCAAAAAAAGAAACGUCCUCUCACUGUCAACUGCAUUGAUUUUCAGCAAACUUAACAUGUGUAAAUAUUUGUAUGAACAUAACAAGAUUCAACAACUGACACAAACUGAACAAGUUCCACAGACAUGUGACUAACAGAAAUGGAAUUAUGUGUCCCUGAACAAAGGGGAGGUCAAAAUCAAAAGUAACAGUCAGUAUCUGGUGUGGCCACCAGCUGCAUUAAGUACUGCAGUGCAUCUCCUCCUCAUGGACUGCACCAGAUUUGCCAGUUCUUGCUGUGAGAUGUUACCCCACACUUCCACCAAGGCACCUGCAAGUUCUCUGACAUUUCUGGGGGAAGGGCCCUAGCCCUCACCCUCUGAUCCAACAGGUCCCAGACGUGCUCAAUGGGAUUGAGAUCCGGGCUCUUUGCUGGCCAUGGCAGAACACUGACAUUCCAGUCUUGCAGGAAAUCACACACAGAACGAGCGGUAUGGCUGGUGGCAUUGUCAUGCUUGAGGGUCAUAUCAGGAUGAGCCUACAGGAAGGGCACCACAUGAGGGAGGAGGAUGUCUUCCCUGUAACGCACAGUGUUGAGAUUGCCUGCAAUGACAACAAGCUCAGUCCAAUGAUGCUGUGACACUCCGCCCCAGACCAUGACGGACCCUCCACCUCCAAAUCGAUCCCGCUCCAGAGUACAGGCCUCGGAGUAACGCUCAUUCCUUCGACGAUAAACGCGAAUCCGACCAUCACCCCUGGUGAGACAAUACCGUGACUCGUCAGCGAAGAGCACUUUUUGCCAGUCCUGUCUGGUCCUGCGAUGGUGGGUUUGUGCCCAUAGGUGACGUUGUUGCCGGUGAUGUCUGGUGAGGACCUGCCUUACAACAGGCCUACAAGCCCUCAGUCCAGCCUCUCAGCCUAUUGCGGACAGUAUGAGUACUGAUGGAGGGAUUGUGCGUUCCUGGUGUAACUCGGGCAGUUGUUGUUGCCAUCCUGUACCUGUCCCGCAGGUGUGAUGUUUGGAUGUACCGAUCCUGUGCAGGUGUUACACGUGGUAUGCCACUGCGAAGACGAUCAGCUGUCCGUCCUGUCUCCCUGUAGCCUUGUCUUAGGCGUCUCACAGUACGGGCAUUGCAAUUUAUUGCCCUGGCCACAUCUGCAGUCCUCCUGCUUCCUUGCAGCAUGCCUAAGGCAUGUUCACGCAGAUGAGCAGGGACCCUGGGCAUCUUUCUUUGGUGUUUUUCAGAGUCAGUAGAAAGGCCUCUUUAGUGUCCUAAGUUUUCAUAACUGACCUUAAUUGCCUACCGCCUGUAAGCUGUUAGUGUCUUAUCGACCGUUCCACAGGUACAUGUUCAUUAAUUGUUUAUGGUUCAUUGAACAAGCAUCGGAAACAGUGUUUAAACCCUUUACAAUGAAGAUCUGUGAAGUUAUUUGGAAUUUUACAAACUAUCUUUGAAAGACAGGGUCCUGAAAAAGGGACAUUUAUUUUUUUGCUGAGUUUAUAUACUAGGCGGUGUCAGUGGAAGGCCCAAAAAAUUGUCAAAAACUCCAGUCACCCAAGUCAUAGACUGUUCUCUCUGCUGCCGCACGGCAAGCAGUGCCGGAGCUCCAAGUCUAGAUCCAAAUGAAUCAAAUGGACACUCGGACUAACAAUUAAUCAAAUGGCCACCCGGCCACCUACAUGUACAAAUGACCUCGACUAACAUGUACCCCUUGUGGUGGUUCAUUUCUUUACUAUCAAAUGAGGAGAGACAAACUUAUCACACAAGUCAGAGUUAUACUUAAACUAAACCUUUAAUAGUGAGAGCUUUGCAAGAGUGAUGGCUGGUCGACAAAUCACCGUCUCUUUGAUGAUUCGUUGAGAGCCCCGAGACAAAGGUACAAAGGUCUUUUAUAGCCAAGAUACACCCCUUCAACCUACAUGAACAACAGGUACAUAGAAUGGGUCACAAGGUUAAGAAUUGUAUGAAAGAUACCUAUAAUACAUAUCAGACAGUAUCUGCUGUGUCAACAGUUUUCAUUGUAUCACCAGUGUCUGGCCCUCCGACUCCAAAGUGGAACCAUCUCUCCCUGGUACGGUAUAGAACAGAAACAUUAAGUCAUGCUCUGGAAUGCUCUUUAGGUUUUAUCACCCAAAAGACAUCAUAAAUCUCCUGUCCAUGUUAUCUCCCAGAGGCCCAUCCUCAGUAGAACACACACACACAAUAGUUAACAGAAUACUCUAUUCUGUUGAAUAAAAGAUCCAUUUGAUGCAAUAAAAGCAUUAUAACAUAAUCUUGCAAUUUUGCCACCAUACCCUGCUCACAGACUCGGUACCCCCUGUUUAUAGCCUCGUUAUUGUUAUGUAAUCUUAUUGGGUUACUUUUUUUUAUAUAUUUUUUUUUACGUUAGUGUAUUUAGCAAAUCUGUUCUUAACUCUAGUUCUUCAACUGCUUUGUUGGUUAAGGGUUUGUAAGUAAGCAUUUUACGGUAAGGUUGUAUUCGGCGUAUGUGACAAAUAAAAUUUUAUUUGAUUUUA